AUGGCCUCUUCGACCCCCGGGUCCCUGCCCGGCAGCCUCAUCGCAAUCAGCGGCGCCGGGUCUGGCAUUGGACGCAGCCUUGCGCAUCUCCUCGGUCGAUCUGGUGCGUUGCUCUCCCUCGCGGAUAUCGACUCUGCUGCUUUGAUUAAAGUGGCGAAGGAGUUGACGGACAUGAACAAUAAUAUCAAUGAGAACACCCUCUUCCAUAUGCAGGUCGAUGUGACGGAUCAGAGGCAGGUGGAUAAAUGGGUCGAGACGACGGUGGAGAAGUUUGGAAGGAAGUUGGAUGCAAAUACCACAGACAUGGCGCGUGAUAUGGAGCCACCACCUAUGCUGCAGGCAAAAGCAAUCUACCAUUUUGCCACAGUUGCUAACUCAACGCCCUUCUUCGCAGGUGCUGCAAAUUUUGCCGGCAUAUGCGGCACCCUUGGGUCUCUCCGUGCCUUCUCACAGCCCGACUACUCCUCGGUAUUCAGCGUAAACGUCGAAGGCAUCUUCAACUGCUUGUCCGCAGAGCUACGUAACAUGCGCGAAGCCAAUCCUCCUCUCAACAUCAAGACAGAACCAGACCAACCGAGUCUCUCAGCUGCAGAAGAGUCCAACAAAGGCAAUAGUGAGGCCACUUCCGGUCUUGGACACAAAACAACGGGAGGCUCCAUCGUAAACGCUGCAUCCGUUGCGGGACUUCUAGGCAAGCCAAACGCCAGCGUCUACUGUGCAAGCAAGUUCGCCGUCGUAGGCAUCACCAAGUCGGCAGCGAUUGAAGAAGGGAAGAGGGGAAGCGGCAUCAGGGUUAAUGCUGUUGCGCCUGGUUACGUUCAGACCCCAAUGCUGGAACAACUCGACAAAAUCACAGGUAACCCUCAUGCUCACGGCUCGGUGCUCGGUCGUAGGGCCCACCCAGAGGAAGUGGCCAGAGUGAUUGCCUUCUUGCUGAGUGAAGAGAGUAGCUAUGUCACUGGGAGCAUCUACCAAGUUGAUGGAGGGCAUACUUUGGGAGCUGCAGUAGAAGACGCCUAG
Messenger RNA from Westerdykella ornata, 1020 nucleotides. Its product is annotated as NAD(P)-binding protein. The record is from RefSeq and is a predicted model, not a curated record. NCBI's taxonomy places the organism in Eukaryota, Fungi, Ascomycota, Dothideomycetes, Pleosporales, Sporormiaceae. The transcript is spliced from 4 exons. The coding region runs from base 1 to 1020 and encodes 339 amino acids. Gene Ontology annotation, molecular function: oxidoreductase activity.